Molecule: messenger RNA, 603 nt
Organism: Vairimorpha ceranae
Lineage: Eukaryota; Fungi; Microsporidia; Nosematidae
Exons: 1
Coding region: 1-603 (200 amino acids)
Source: RefSeq, a predicted model, not a curated record
AUGUCUGAUAAAAAAUUCAAAUGGGUAAAUGAUAUUCCUCUUCCUUUACCAGGAUUGUGUUACAUAGAACCAUCUUUAAAUACUGAUUUUAAAGAUCAUGAUAAUUCACUUGAGACAUUUUUACCUCCUACAAUUUAUACUGAUCCUUUUGAACUACUUGAUGUUAAUCUUAUGAAAAUUGUUCUUGACGAUCUUUGUGGAAACAUUGAAGAUCUAGGAACAAAAAAAAAUAAAAUUUACGAAAAGGAAUACGAUUUUGAAACAUACAUUUUAGAGUCAUUCGACACUGUUUAUGAAUACGAGCAUCCACUUGACAAAAAUGUAAAAGUCAAAAGUGUUUACGACGUUUUUUAUGGAGGUGAUGAAGAUAAAUACUGCGUUUUACAAUCUGAUGAUUUGGAAUUAGAAGAAAAAAUUUUUAAGGUUGAAGAUUUUUCUCAGAGCGAUUUGCACAAAUAUUUAGUCGGUGAGAAAGAAGGAGCAAUAUAUGAAGGAAUACAGUUUACAAAUAACGAAUAUAUGAUAUGUAAAAUUGACGAAGAUAAAAUGUAUUUUUAUGAUGUAAUGUGUACAUUUAAAUAUAAAAAGUCUACAAAAAAAUAA